GUCCGCACCGAUUCCCGAACGCUCCUCUCGAGUCGACUCCCUGGCACAGUUCCCACGCGCGAAUACCUAGCGCCGCCGGCCAGCUACUCCCCGCCGCCGCUGCGAGGAGGAGACCAUGAAGCUCGACGUGAACGCCCUCCGCUACCUCUCCAAGGAUGACUUCCGCGUCCUCACCGCCUGCGAGAUGGGCAUGCGCAACCACGAGAUCGUGCCCGCGGAGCUCGUCGACCGUAUCGCCGGAUUGAAGCAUGGAGGCACAUAUAAAGUACUGCGGAAUUUGCUGAAGAACAAACUGGUUCACCAUGAUUGUAAAAAAUAUGAUGGGUAUCGGCUCACUUAUCUUGGGUAUGACUUCCUCGCCAUCAAAACUUUGGUCAAUCGUGGAAUAUUUGCUUCGGUUGGUCGUCAGAUUGGUGUUGGAAAGGAAUCAGAUAUAUUUGAGGUUGCCACAGAGGACGGAGAAGUGUUGGCCAUGAAGCUCCAUAGGUUGGGCAGGACAUCUUUUAGGGCUGUGAAAUCGAAGCGUGAUUAUUUAGCGCACCGGAGGAGCUUUAACUGGCUUUAUCUAUCACGACUUGCGGCCCUAAAGGAAUUUGCUUUUAUGAAGGCUUUAGGAGGCCGUGGAUUCCCUGUUCCCACAGCCGUGGAAUGCAAUCGGCAUUGUGUGAUCAUGUCACUUGUGCCGGGAUACCCACUUGUUCAGAUAAAAGAAUUACAAAAUCCAGAUGUUGUUUUUGACACAAUUCUUGGUCUUGUAAUUCGUUUGGCGGAGCAUGGGCUCAUACAUUGUGAUUUUAACGAAUUCAAUAUCAUGAUUGAUGAUGAUGAAACGGUCACGAUGAUUGAUUUCCCACAGAUGGUAUCUGUUUCGCAUCGCAAUGCCGAGAUGUAUUUUGAUCGAGAUAUUGGGUGUAUCUACAAGUUCUUUAACAAAAGGUUUCGUCUUACAGAGAAAGGUGAACAAGAUGGUUCUGAAACUGAUGAGGAUGAGAGCCGCAGGCCAUCCUUUCAAUCUGUUCAAAGGUCUGCUGGUUCCUUGGACAAAGAUCUAGCUGCCAGUGGCUUCACCAGAAAAGAGCAAGCUGAGAUAGAGAAGUUCAUUGACGAGAAUGCUGAAGAAGCUAUUUCCAGCUCAGAUGAUGAUGAUUCGACAUCCGAACGGAAAAUUGAAGGUGGUGACGCUGAGCCUGUUAAAAUCAAUUCCUUGAAAAUAACAGACCAGGAUUCUACUGGUGUGCCUGAUCUCAUCGCGUCGGAUUCAAACGAACCUGAAACUUCUUCUGAAGAGCAUAAAACAAGCACAAGUUGCAGUGAUGAGAACAAAUUGACAGAUCCAAACGCUGAUGGCAUUGGGAAUGCUAAGGUAUCAGCUGGAUCAGAAGGCAAUGACGAUGAGUCAUCAGAGGAUCCUGACGAAGAAGAUGAUGACGUGCUGACAAAAAAGCUGAACAAGCAAAGGAAAAAGGCAUUAGCAGCUGCCCUUGGCCGGAGAAGGCCUCUCUCCUCAAGGAAUGCUUACAAGGACAAGGGGAAGGGCACCAUGAAUUCCAAGAUCCAGAAGCAAGCUUGCCAAUGGUGAAUGGUUGGUCUGCUUUGUUUCCGGCUGGAAAUCUAUAAUGUGUAUUUAGUACGGCCGUAAGAGAGCCGUGCUCAAGUUUUGGUUUUUGCACUCUCUUUUUUGCCAAGAUUCUCAAUGGUUACCUAUUGAGUAGAGUCAAACACCAGUGUGCCAGUACCACUAGCAUCUUGUACCAUCAUCUCAGUAUACAUUCCUUUAGUUGCCAGUGAAAGCAAAUUCAUCAA
This is a messenger RNA of Brachypodium distachyon (stiff brome), 1803 nucleotides long. RefSeq names its product serine/threonine-protein kinase rio2. Gene Ontology annotation, cellular component: preribosome, small subunit precursor; nucleus; cytosol. NCBI's taxonomy places the organism in Eukaryota, Viridiplantae, Streptophyta, Magnoliopsida, Poales, Poaceae. Bases 116 to 1579 code for a protein of 487 amino acids. The record is from RefSeq and is a predicted model, not a curated record. Gene Ontology annotation, biological process: maturation of SSU-rRNA; protein phosphorylation. The transcript is spliced from 13 exons. Gene Ontology annotation, molecular function: ATP binding; protein serine/threonine kinase activity.